CAUCGUGAUCCAAGAGCAGGGGUUCAUCUAUGCUGUUUAUCCUCACUCUUGACCCAAACACGCAUGGCCAGCCUCCGAACAAGGUACAUUCCAUCAGAAUAGGCGGCACGUAGAAGAAGCUCGCGCGUGCUAUAUAGUGGUCGAUAGGGCAAGGCAGGUUCAGGCGGCGAAGUGAAGCGGACGGAUAGGAUAGGCAGCAUUCAAACAGCGUCAAAUCAGGUCGCCAAAAGGCAUUCCGUUCGGGAGCGGAAGGCUCAUUCAGAGUUGGAGCGCAGGUCCUCAUUGCCUGCCGGAGAAGGAGAUCGCGCACAGUCACCGAGUCGUAAAGUCGCCUCAUUGCUCGAGCCGAUGCUACAAGGAUGAGCAGUGGCCCCUCGCCUCUUGUCGACUUCAUUGCCGGCACUGCUGGAGGCGUUGCAUCUCUACUUGCUGGUCAUCCCUUCGAUACCGUCAAGACCCGGCUGCAGACUCAAAGCUCCGCAGCACAGGCAAGCUACGCUGCCCCUGCGUUUCCUCAAGAAGGCGCGCACGAUGGGUCUGCAAGGCGGACGUACCGGUCUGCGACGCAUGCCUUUCGGGUCAUUGUGCAGGACGAGAAGCUAUUUGGGCUUUACAAAGGUGUCACAUCGCCGAUGCUUGGCGUCGCCGUGAUGAAUGCCUCUGUCUUCGGGGUGUACGGCCUUGCGAUUCGCUGUUUACAAGCCAGCGCUCUUUUCGGCCAUCGGGACGAUGCAGAGGUGUACCCGGCAGAACCAAGCCUUGCGCAAGUGUUCCUUGCUGGCGCUGCAAGUGGCGUGAUCUCAGCCCUCAUCACGUCCCCCAUCGAGCUGAUAAAGAUCAGGGAACAGCUUGACUUCACACCCAAGGCGUCCUCGUCCUCAUAUGCUUUGAGACCUUCGUCAACUAUGUCGGUCGUUCAGGCGAUCUGGAGGGAAGGUGGCUUGCGAGCGAUAUAUAGAGGUCUCGGGGCCACCUGUGUUCGUGAUGUAGGCUAUGGCCCUUACUUCUUCACAUACGAGUGCCUCAACCGUUGGAUCCUUACAACUCACGAUCAACCCCUGCACGCCUCAGCGCUCGAAGGCGGCUUGAGCAAUGUGGAAUUAGCCUUGUCCGGUGCCAUCGCCGGUGUCGUCGGGUGGAUCUCAACAUUCUGGGCGGACACUGUCAAGACGAGAAUACAAGCGUCCAAGUUGCCCUUGCAAUCACGAGCUGGAGAUGCUGGCGUGGCAUGUGCAGACAGAACGCGGCUUCUUGGAGGCGAACAACAUUCUGAGGGUUCGGUUGCGCACGACCGAUCGCGCGGUUUCAUCGCGCAAGCUCGAAGCGUACAUCAAGAGGGCGGAUUGAGAGGUUUCUGGAAAGGCGCAGGUCCGACAAUUCUCCGAGCCAUACCCGUCAAUGCAACGCUCUUCAUUGUUUACGAAGCUACCAAGGACGCGCUCAUAAAUUGGGGAAUGUAGCUGUAUUCUCAAGUGAUCGAGCACUCGCGUCCUUGCCUCAACCAGCACAGCUGCAUCUUUUCGGAUUUUGUUCACAAAGCAAUCCUUGCUUGCGCAACUUCAGAUGCGCCAAGUCGUGCGCAAGUGCGUGCUGAAUGUAUCUAUUUCUC
Ceraceosorus guamensis is the source of this 1609-nucleotide messenger RNA. RefSeq names its product mitochondrial carrier. The transcript has 11 exons. Gene Ontology annotation, molecular function: transmembrane transporter activity. The record is from RefSeq and is a predicted model, not a curated record. Gene Ontology annotation, biological process: transmembrane transport. Bases 360 to 1460 code for a protein of 366 amino acids. NCBI's taxonomy places the organism in Eukaryota, Fungi, Basidiomycota, Exobasidiomycetes, Ceraceosorales, Ceraceosoraceae.